This is a messenger RNA of Striga hermonthica, 2442 nucleotides long. The record is from the annotation of a GenBank genome assembly. Lineage: Eukaryota; Viridiplantae; Streptophyta; Magnoliopsida; Lamiales; Orobanchaceae.
AUGGAUCAACGAGACCAUUGUUGUUCAACACACCUAAUAGAUGGUGAUGGUACUUUCAAUGUUGCUGGAAUUGAUAAUUUCAUGAAGGAAGUAAAACUUGGUGAAUGUGGACUUUCUUAUGCUGUUGUGGCCAUCAUGGGCCCUCAGAGUAGUGGGAAAAGUACGCUGUUGAAUCACCUCUUUGGUACAAAUUUCAGGGAAAUGGAUGCUUUUAAGGGGAGGUCUCAAACCACAAAAGGCAUAUGGAUAGCCCACUGCGUAGGGAUUGAACCCUGCACUAUUGUAAUGGAUUUAGAAGGCACUGAUGGAAGAGAAAGAGGAGAGGAUGAUACUGCAUUUGAGAAGCAGAGUGCUCUUUUUGCACUUGCAGUCUCUGAUGUAGUGCUCAUAAACAUGUGGUGUCAUGAUAUUGGGCGUGAGCAGGCAGCAAAUAAACCCCUAUUGAAAACCGUAUUUCAGGUUAUGAUGAGACUAUUUAGUCCUCGUAAGACAACUUUGAUGUUUGUUAUCCGUGAUAAAACAAGGACACCGUUGGAAAACUUGGAACCAGUUUUAAGAGAAGACAUUCAGAAGAUCUGGGAUUCCGUUCCUAAGCCUCAAGCUCACAAGGAAACUCCACUAAGUGAAUUUUUCAAUGUUGAAGUUGUGGCUCUCCCUAGUUAUGAAGAGAAGGAAGAACAAUUUAAAGAACAGGUGGCAAAUCUAAGACAGAGAUUUUUUCAUUCCAUUGCCCCUGGUGGGCUUGCUGGGGACAGGCGUGGGGUAGUCCCUGCUUCAGGGUUUUCAUUUAGUGCUCAACAGAUAUGGAAGGUCAUUAAGGAGAACAAGGAUCUUGACCUUCCUGCACAUAAGGUCAUGGUUGCUACUGUUCGUUGUGAAGAAAUUGCAAAUGAGAAAUUUUCUUCAUUUAUUGCGAAUGAGGAAUGGCGUCAACUCGAAGAGAUGGUACAAUCUCAACCAGUGCGUGGAUUUGGGCAGAAACUCACCUCCAUUCUUGAUGUUUGCCUAUCAGAGUAUGAUGCAGAGGCGACAUACUUUGAUGAAAGUGUUAGAUCUUCUAAGCGGCAACAGUUGGAGGAAAAACUUUUGCAACUUGUCCAACCAGCAUACCAAUUCAUGUUGGGACACAUACGCUCUGGAACCUUGGAAAGCUUUAAAAAAGAAUUUGAAAAAGCCUUGAGUGGGGGUACAGGAUUCGCUAUUGCUGCACGUGACUGCACCAAGCUUUAUAUGACAAUUUUUGAUGAAACAUCUGCAGACGUGGACAUUGGUCAAGCAAAUUGGGACUCUUCUAAAGUGAGAGAUAAGCUUAGGCGUGAUAUAGAUGCACAUAUUUCUGCUGUUCGUACAGCGAAGCUGUCUGAACUUACAACAACCUAUGAGACAAAACUUAAUGAUGCGUUGUCUGGACCUGUGGAGGCUCUGUUAGAUGGGGCUAGUGAUGAUACAUGGCCGGCCAUAAGAAAGCUUCUCCACCGUGAGACUGAAAAAGCGGUUAGAGGAUUUUCUAGCGCACUUUCUGGUUUUGAAAUUGAUGAUGUAACAAAGGAGAAAAUGCUCUCGAGAUUGGAGGAUCAUGCGAGAGGAAUAGUUGAAGCAAAGGCGAAAGAAGAAGCAGGAAGGGUUUUGAUCCGUAUGAAGGACAGGUUUUCGACCUUAUUUAGUCAUGAUUCCGACUCAAUGCCACGUGUCUGGACAGGGAAGGAAGAUAUUCGAGCAAUCACCAAAACUGCUCGUUCCGCUUCUUUGAAGCUACUCUCAGUUAUGGCUGCUAUCCGUUUGGAUGAUGAUGCUGAUUCUAUUGAGAAAACCUUGUCCCUUGCUCUCAUUGAUUCUAAUAAUGGAGCUGUUGUCAAUAGGAGCAUCUCAGGGGACCCUCUUGCCUCAAGCACUUGGGAAGAGGUUCCAUCAUCCAAAACAUUGUUAUCCCCAGUUCAAUGUAAAUCUUUGUGGAGGCAAUUUAAAACCGAGACGGAAUAUACUGUUACCCAAGCAAUUGCUGCACAGGAGGCUAGCAGGCGAAAUAACAACUGGCUACCACCUCCAUGGGCAAUUGCUGCAUUAGUUAUAUUGGGUUUUAAUGAGUUUAUGACCCUUUUGAGAAAUCCACUAUAUUUGGGCGUUAUCUUCGUUGGUUUCUUGCUUCUGAAAGCCCUUUGGGUGCAAUUAGACAUCUCUGGCGAAUUCCGAAAUGGAGCUCUUCCUGGAAUCCUCUCUUUAUCCACCAAAUUUCUGCCAACCAUCAUGAACCUUCUUAGAAAACUUGCCGAGGAGGGCCAAAGGCCUCCCAAUGCCAAUCCUCAACAACACAACCCACCUGGCCCACCAAAGAGCCUACAAAGCGGAACAAGUGAUUAUGGCGGUUUAUCGUCGAGUGCUUCUUCCGAAGUAACUUCAGGUGAAAACGGAACAGAAUAUUCCAGUCCUUCAAAAACACAAUAG